Molecule: messenger RNA, 1572 nt
Organism: Leptopilina heterotoma
Lineage: Eukaryota; Metazoa; Arthropoda; Insecta; Hymenoptera; Figitidae
Gene: Coprox
Product: oxygen-dependent coproporphyrinogen-III oxidase
Exons: 2
Coding region: 297-1451 (384 amino acids)
Cellular component (GO): cytoplasm; mitochondrial intermembrane space
Molecular function (GO): coproporphyrinogen oxidase activity
Source: RefSeq, a predicted model, not a curated record
GCAUGCUACUGACGUUUCCCAAAUCUGCAAAAUACUUUGCUAUAAUAUAUUUUCAGUAAUAAUAUCAUUAAAAAUAUCAUUAAAAAAUAAUUACGUGAAAAAGUAUUUGUGUUUGAGUUUUCAGUUAGAAAAAAUAUGCUUUGUAAUUGUAUGGAGACAAUAAGAAGUAGAUUUCUCAAUUUUUUCCUGUAAUAUUACAUAUUUUAUGGGAAGUUUCCACACUUCUUCAGUAGAUCUUUUUCAUUAAUAUUGAAUUCGUAUAUUUUAAGGAAACAAAUAUUUAUUAUUUACAAAUCAUGUCUUCCCAAACAAUCUUCCGGGGAUGGAACAGAUUAUACACUUUAGUGACUCAUCAAACAAAAUAUCCACUGGUGAAAUUCGUUGGUGCAGGAAUAAUAACAGCAGGUAUUGUAACAUACAAGACAUCAAAUAAUUCCGUAUUUGCCGCUGAAUUGCGAAUAGACAGGGCUCGAUUCAAAGCAAAACCAAUCACUAAAGAAGAGGAUUUAAUAAAAAACAAAGAUGACAUGAGAACAAAAAUGGAACUCCUCAUUUUGAAUAUACAAGCGGAAUUUUGCAAUCAGCUGGAGAAGCAAGAAGAUAUGGGCGAUAUAUUUGUAGUCGAUCGAUGGACAAGAGAAGAAGGUGGUGGUGGGAUAACUUGCGUUUUACAAAAUGGCAAUAUUUUCGAGAAAGCCGGUGUAAAUGUUUCCGUGGUUUCGGGUACACUGCCACCAGGAGCCAUUCAACAAAUGCGAGCCAGAGGAAAGUCCUUAGCCGAGGGGUCGUUGCCAUUCUUUGCCGCUGGAAUAAGUGCAGUGAUUCAUCCACGAAAUCCAAUGGUGCCAACGAUACAUUUCAAUUAUCGAUAUUUCGAGGUUGAAAAUAAAGACGGAACGAAGCAAUGGUGGUUCGGAGGUGGAACUGAUCUGACACCAUAUUAUUUGAACGAAGAGGACGCAACACAUUUUCACGAGACAUUGAAGAGAGCUUGCGAUAAACACGAUUCUUCGUAUUAUGCGAAAUUUAAGAAAUGGUGCGACGAAUAUUUUUUCAUACCUCACAGAGGUGAGAGUCGAGGUGUGGGUGGAAUUUUCUUUGACGAUUUAGACACUCCCAAUCAGGAGGCGGCUUUUGAGUUUGUUAAAUCGUGCGCUAAAUCUGUCGUUCCAUCGUAUAUACCGCUGGUUACGAAAAAUAAGAAUAAACCCUAUGGAUACGCUGAACGACAAUGGCAAUUGUUGAGAAGAGGACGUUACGUUGAAUUUAAUUUGAUAUACGAUCGUGGCACGAAAUUUGGAUUGUACACACCGGGGGCACGAUACGAAAGUAUAUUGAUGUCUCUUCCCGCAACGGCGAAAUGGGAGUAUAUGCACCAACCAAAACCUGACUCUAGCGAGGAUAAAUUAUUACAAGUUUUAAAAAAACCUAAAGAAUGGGUUAGAAAGUAAAUAAUAAUUUUGUAAUUAUAGAUUUUUUUAUUGAAAUAAUUUUUGCUGAGAGAAUUGCUAUAGGGUUUUGGAGAAUUUAUUGUUAUUCUAAGGAAAUAGAUAUAUUUAUUUUUGAAAUAUC